Molecule: messenger RNA, 644 nt
Organism: Lotus japonicus
Lineage: Eukaryota; Viridiplantae; Streptophyta; Magnoliopsida; Fabales; Fabaceae
Exons: 1
Coding region: 437-538 (33 amino acids)
Source: RefSeq, a predicted model, not a curated record
CCUCAGGUCAGGCGGGGCUACCCGCUGAGUUUAAGCAUAUCAAUAAGUGGAGGAAAAGAAACUAACAAGGAUUCCCUUAGUAACAACGGCGAGCGAACCGGGAAGAGCCCACCAUGAGAAUCGGUCGCCUAAGGCGUCUGAAUUGUAGUCUGGAGAAGCGUCCUCAGUGGCGGACCGGGCCCAAGUCCCCUGGAAGGGGGCGCCAGAGAGGGUGAGAGCCCCGUUGUGCCCGGACCCUGUCGCACCACGAGGCGUUGUCGGCGAGUCGGGUUGUUUGGGAAUGCAGCCCUAAUCGGGCGGUAAAUUCCGUCCAAGGCUAAAUAUUGGCGAGAGACCGAUAGCGAACAAGUAUCGCGAGGGAAAGAUGAAAAGGACUUUGAAAAGAGAGUAAAAGAGUGCUUGAAAUUGUCGGGAGGGAAGCGGAUGGGGGCCGGCGAUGUGUCUCGGUCGGAUGUGGAACGGUGCAAGCCGGUCCGCCAAUCAACUCGGGACAUUGACCGAUGUGGAUUGUGGUGGUGGCCUAUGCCCAGGCUGUUGAUAUGCUUGUGGAGACGUCAUCACCAUGAUUGUGGAUGGCAGCACGCGCCGUCUCGGCGUGCUUCGGCACCUGCGUGCUCCUGGCGUCGGCCUGUGGGCUCCCUGUC